GAGGUUGUUUCAACCAACAGAGGUUGUGUUUCGGAAAGAAAAUUCAUGGUCAAUUCGAGAAGCAAAAUAUUCGUUUUGUUCUUGACAACACAGAGUCGAGAAUGUGGUAUGAGAUACUGCCAGGUCUAGCCAUUUUUGCGGGCUGCCUCAGUGCGGUAGGAGUAGUAAACAUCGGCUUUCAAAAGCUAGGGAAUGGUGGAAAGCUCAGGAGGGUAGCUUCAAACCAUUUUGAAUAUAGAUUACUAAGACGAGACGAAAUGAUCGCAGGCAAAGGAUAUUACUCAAAGGGGCUUGAAGCACUGCCGGAUGUGCCACUGACGAAGAACUAAAAGAUGCACAAAGCAAUAACCACCACAAGAGGGCUGCCUACCCUCAAGAGAUCAUCGCAAUGACAAGAUUGAAGGAGGAAUGUACAACUGUGAUAUCAAACAUGAAGGAUCUGGAUUGUUCGCAAGAUUUUUUGCGCAUGAAAAUAAACCCAAUUUAUAUAAAGAGUAGCAACCAAUAGACCUUUAUCAUGGUGCGGCCGUCUUGGAUUUUUCCCAUUGACGUCAAUGUAACCAAACCGAGGCUGGAAGAACAAAAUAGUCUGGUUCCUAUUUGCAAAAUGAUUAUCAGCAUUCAUUAUUGUCAUUCGAUACAAGAAACAUGACCAAACUGGAGUCAGCAUGAUAACGGUCUAUAAGGGCAACUAAUGAAGCAGACAAUAAAUAUGCCAUGGCCCAAUUUCAUAAAGCUGUUAAGCAGAAAAUACUGCCUGAAAAAAAAUUUAGUGGGGCACCAGUCAC
Molecule: messenger RNA, 788 nt
Organism: Asterias rubens (European starfish)
Lineage: Eukaryota; Metazoa; Echinodermata; Asteroidea; Forcipulatida; Asteriidae
Product: NADH dehydrogenase [ubiquinone] 1 alpha subcomplex subunit 1-like
Exons: 3
Coding region: 102-329 (75 amino acids)
Source: RefSeq, a predicted model, not a curated record